Molecule: messenger RNA, 7225 nt
Organism: Pecten maximus
Lineage: Eukaryota; Metazoa; Mollusca; Bivalvia; Pectinida; Pectinidae
Product: methyltransferase-like protein 24
Exons: 6
Coding region: 158-1075 (305 amino acids)
Source: RefSeq, a predicted model, not a curated record
GUAUAAAUUACUCUUAUGUUUGACCGUCGACUUCCCCCGUAGGCGCCCCACAACCAUUUAACGUGCUAACCCGUACGAAUGCUCGCGUAGAAGAAGAAUAUUUCUACCGGGGGUGUGUUACGGUGGAAGUCUGCUGUCUAAACCAGUGAGCUCAGACAUGAGGGCUCGUUGGACACUUCUCGCUUUUAUAGGGACCGUAUUCAUGUUUACUUCAAUAUACUUCGUCAACAAAGGCAAUCUUAAGCUGCAGCUCGGUGAUGCUGCGCUGCCAACCACCGAGGCAUCGAAGCCAAAAGAAAUCACCAGAGCAGAGAGGCUGCAGCACUUGUACCCCGACCCCAACAAUGACACGUUGCUUCUGCCUACUAAACACUUUAUGGAUCGUAUGGUGCGACAGGACCUCAUGACCUUAUAUCACAGAUAUAUCAAUAGUCUUCAGUAUUUCUGUCGCCGAGUCCUCCAUCUUGGCAAGCUUGAUGAUGGUGGAUGGGAUAUUUGUGAUGACAAGGAUUUUAGACCUAAUGACAACUGUCUUGUAUAUUCUUAUGGAAUCAACUUCGACUUCAGUUUUGAUGAUGCCAUUGUGAAACAAUAUGGCUGUGAAGUUCAUGCCUAUGAUCCGAGUAUGAACAUGAUGGACCAUGUCCACGGAAAUAAAGUAUUUUUUCACAGCAUCGGCUUGACCAGCGAUAAUAAAACCAUGAAUGUAAAAGGCAUUCCGUGGAAAAUGGGAACAUUUGGAAAACACAGAUCCAUCAACGGCCACGUAAAAAGGCCAAUUGAUAUCUUAAAAGUGGACAUCGAGGAUUGGGAAUGGGUGGCGUUACCUGAAAUGUUGAAUUCUGGGAUGCUUCGGGAUGUGCAGCAAUUUGUCAUAGAACUCCACCUGACUAGGGUCAAAGCUGAACCAAGUACUGUACAGUACCUCAAGUGCUUGAAAAUACUCAAAGAUAUAUAUGACGAAGGAUUCAGAAUAUUCUGGACACAUCGCAAUCUAUGGUGCAAAUUUUACUCAUCGUUUGGACGUGAUGAAAGAUGUGGAUGUCAUGAGGUUUCGUUUGUGCGAGUGAAAUGAUCCGACACUUGGUGUUUAUUUUCACUCAAAUUUUCAUCGAAUGCAAGUAUAAGUACCCUGUGAAGUUAUUUUUAAAUGACAGAAAACAUUCAUGCUGAGUAAAGUUUUACACAAAUGUUGCUGUGUAUAGUUGUUGAAAGAUAAAUUUGUGAAAUUUUAAGUGUGUGUGCACAAUAUAAGGCACUUACUGACAGCAGGUCCUUGUUCACAAUCGUAGCCAGCUGUUAUAAAGUCAUUUCAUUUUGAGGAAUUAUGGUAUUUCAAGUCAUUCUGAAUAAUGAAUUCUAUUUUAACAGGGAGACUUCAAAGUUGGUUUUGAAAUUUCAUUAAGUGCUGUUUAACAUGAAAUAUUCGUGUGAACUUUCAUUCGUUGUUCGGAGAUUUCAAUUUUAUUGUUCAUGGUUAGCCAAUGCAACAAUAAUAUAACAAUAAUACAUUCAUGGUUCCAUAGCAACCACAAAAACAACAAAAAUUUAUACACAACAAAUAUUACAUGUUAUACUGUAGAUGUCAACUUUUACUCCAUCAUAAUGAAUAAAGUUGAUUUUUUUUAAUGAAAUUGUAUAUUUCAAAUGAUUUUGAUUUGCUGUAAAUGGAACAGCAAAAGGCUUUAUAUUAAGUGUCUAUUGUUAAACUGUGCCUCAUGAAUAUUUAAAGAUUAGCCAUGUGGAUGUUUUUUGAAAAAAGAUUUCCCUUGAAACAUCUUGAGAUUAUCGUAUAUACGUAAGGAAUUUCAUGUUUCAUUUUUGUGGAGAGAAAGUGAGAUUAGUUAUUGUGAGGUGAAGUGAUCAAGCAUAAUGUAUAAAGUUUGAGAAUAUUUUUUGAGCAUAAAGUAAUUACUAUGAUACAGAUAUUUUUAUACAUUUAAGCCACUAAAAAUGUUUUAUCACCAUUUGAAAUGUUUAUGAUAUUACUAUAGAGAUCACUGUAAUAAUAAUCAAAAAGCGUAUUAUUAUUUUUUUUUUUAUAAUAUUUUUAUUAUAUUAAAUGUCUAGAACAGACCAUCGAUUUGAUUUUAAUAGAAUUUUUGUCUUAGUUUUUCUUGAUUAAGAAUUGUAUUUAGAUGAAACAUUUAACUCAUUAGUCAAAACGAAUGCCAUGUGAAGCUCACAUAACCAGCAAUGCAAAAUGGAGUUUGUACUAUGUAAUUGGCCUUGUCAUUGAACAGAAUUCAUUUUCAUAUGAGAGAUUACAUUGUUGUCAUUCUUCAGUAUGCAGUCAAACCUGCUACGAAGACUACCUGUAUUAUGAGACCACCUGUGUUAUAAGACCACUCUUAGACUUGCCGUUGUAGUUGUUUCAUGUUUACAGAACCUGUGUAAAGAUUCCACUUUAUGGACUUUGUGGUCUCUGGAAGCAAGUUAAAAGGCUGUAAAGUAUAACCUGUCUAAACCGGAUGUGACCGGGACCAGAAUGUUUGGCCGGUUUACACAGGUAUCCUGUUUAUAUUGAUCGGUAAUAAUCAAACUUAACUCAAAUUUAACUAUGUACUAUAAUUUAAGAUGGAAAACACCAGCCCCAAACAAUAAAUCCAGAAUAGACAAGGAUCCAGAUUAGACAGGGGUCGGUUUUGACAAGUUAUACUGUAUAUCUUUUCAAGGUUGCAUAUGUUUAUUAUGACAUCUAAUAUAUUAUCAUAUAUUGCCUUUGUGUAUGUAGAAUGAUGUCAUUAUUCAUGUAGUCAGAGUUAAAUGAUAAUUGUACCAUAUCUAUCCUAUAACAAGCCCAAAGGUUGUUGAAUAGUCAAACACAUCGUUUAGCAUUCAUUAUAUGGCUGGAUCUGCUUUAGAGAUAUUGAGCGUGUCUGGAAUUGUUACCCUGAUUUCAUUAAUUUUCCUAAACUUAAACUGAUAUUCUGCCUUCAGCAGUGUCUUCCCGUUGUUAAAAUUUAAGUUUAGGAAAAUAAAUUAGUUGUUUUGAGGCCUGAUGUUAAAACAGUGAGUAUAGAAAGCCAAGGCAUGAUUGUGUAAGGAAAAUGAUAUUUUUUUAUGUUGAUUUUUACAAUACAUUUCAAAGUUAUGUAUGUCCUAUUUUAAUUACUUCUUCAAAUUAAUGAUUUCCAGUCUCUUUUUAGGCCCUGUAAUAUUUUUAAUAGCUGUUUCCAGAUUGUUUUGAAUUGAAGUAACAUGAUAGUAAUUUUUAUUAUUUUUUUAAAAAUUUUAAUUCAAAAUUUGAUGACGAUGUAUAAAAUUGUGGAUCGUUGUAGUGUAUAUGUAGGAGCUGUCACUGGAUAGAUCUGUUUAAAGCUUGAGAGUUCAGGGUCACUGUGAUGUUUCAGGCUCUAUUUCCUGUUGGCUGAUAUUAAGAAGACACUUGACAUUUUGAUAAGUGCUGUGCUGUUGUAAUGUUUUGUGUAAGAUAUGUUGGCCCUUUCCUUAACAGUUGUGGUUACAUGUAUUUUGUAUCUCCUCUGUUAGGAUUUUAUGAUUUUAUUUUGAAAAACAAAAUAAAAGAUAAUAAAAAAAUCCGUGUUCAUUUCCCUAGUACAUUUCAUGUCUCUUUACUCAAAUUACCAUCUAUAAACAGGAUUUACAAAAAUUUCUUCUCACUUUUAAUAAAAUAUCUUUCUCAUUUUCAUGUUAAUAUUUCCAGUUAUGAUAUUUCUUAGAUUCACAUGUUUUUCCCACCAUACAGCACUGUUGAGAAGAAAUUAUACAUGUUUUCCCAUCCUGCAUCACUGUUGUGUCAAAAUAUUACCUAGUACACAAUUUUCCCAUCAUGCAUCGCUGUUGGGUCAAAAAUAUUACCUAGUACACGAUUUUCCCAUCAUUCAUUGCUGUUGAGUCAAAAUAUUACCUGGUACACGUUUUCCCCCCCAUCAUGCAUUGCUGUUGAGUCAAAAUAUUACCUGGUACACAUUUUUCCCCAUGAUGCACCACUGUUGAGUCAAAAUAUUACCUAGUACACGAUUUUCCCAUCAUGCAUCGCUGUUGAGUCAAAAUAUUACCUGGUACACGUUUUUCCUAUCAUACAGCACUAUUGAAAAGAAAUUCUACAUUUUUUCCCAUCAUGCAUCACUGUUGAGUCAAAAUAUUACCUGCAGGUAUACAUUUUUUCCCCCAUCAUGCAUCACUGUUCAUCAUGCAUCAAUGUUCAGAUUGCUUUGUCAUUAUUGCAGGGAUAACAAAUUUUUCUAGUCAAUUUCUUACAAUCAUCUAAUACUCAUGUAAAUGUAUAUAUGUAUGUGAAAAAUUCUUCCCUACGAGUCUAAAUGUUACAUAUAGUUCUGGAUCAAAGUGAACACAAGUUUGAAUUCCUUUGUUACAUUAAGUAUUAUUUUAAUACAAUGUGUUCACAUGGAUAUCAAGGAGUGAUAAGUAAAGUCUUUGAUGGUGUAAAUUUUAGUUUCAAUGUUUGACAUGAAUCUCCGUUCGGUGUGAAUGCACUAGUAUAAUGUAUUAUGUAGAUAGCAUAAUAUUUUAAAAUGGGUAAAAGUAGAGACAAUGUAUUUUGAAUGAGAUUAUGUUGACUUUUGAUAUUUGUUUUAAGUAUAUUUUGUACCAGAAGUCCCCUCCCCUGGAGUCUGUUGCUUACCAUUCUGUCCAUAGAUGAGCCCCUCCAAUUGUGUAAAAGUUCAGUAUGAAAGUUUGGAGAGAGCUUAUGUGAUCUCCUGAUUUUAAAAAAUAUGAUUCUACACAAACGAAAGAGGCUUGUUUGUAGGCAGGGGGCAUAAUUAUGAAAAUAUAAUCAGUGCACGAUCAAUUUUGUUGACAGGAAGUGAUUUCAUUUAUUAUUUAAAACUGGAUAAUUUGAAGUUCAAUGCAAAUUACAAUGGAAAUUUGUUGACAAGGAAUUUUAUGAUAAUUUUGCUAUGUUAUCUUUUUGGAUAUACAUGUAUUCCGUUUAUAGUAACCAAAGAGAUUAUUCUGUAAAGCUUUAACCACACGAUAAUAGGCCAUUUUUGUUUAUUGAGAUCCGAACAGUGUAUAGAGUUGUUGGUAUAUGAAAUAAAAUGGACCUAUAGCUAGUUAUUUACCAUAGUUUAAAUUUAUGUUACUUUCUUGACGGGUUUUUUCAAAGCUUUCAAAGCCUGUAAUUUUUGAUAACAAAAGGCACCACGGUUUAAUUUUUUAGUACGGGAACAAUCCAAGGGACAUAACUCUUGAAAUGCAUAAGUUUUUAUAUUAUCCUAGAAUACAGCAGAAAUAAAGUUUAUACGGUUGUAUAUGUCCGUAAAAUACAAAUUGAUCUUUUACUUUGUGAUAAGAAUUAACAAAAAAAAACCAUUAGCACAGGAUCAAGUACAUAUGUACAUAAUUAUUCAUAAAUGAAUUCUCAGCAUAACUACGCAAGCUUCAAAAUACCCAUCUAUCUUCACUCUAACUGCUUAUAAAUAAUGCUGUAGGUAGCGCUCUUAGCUUUUCGGGAAGCUAACAUUUAUUUCAAGAUUAAAAUUGUAUGUUUUUCAGAUUUAGAAUUAAUUUAACCUUCAUUUGGUUACUGCCAAAAUUAUCUGCAAUGUCUGAAUGUAUUGUGGUCUUUUGAUUUUAAAAAGUUUGAGUAACGUUCCUUUUACACCUUAAUUAAUAUAUUGAUAUAACAUUCUAGUCACCAUUACCUAAAUGUCCACAGUGUUCUCAAAAUGACCUUAUGACCUUGUAAGAUAUAUAUGAUAUUAUGAAAAUACAUGUAUAUCUUGUUUUGAUUUUUAAAAACAAAUUAUUUAAAAACUGCCCUUUGUUAUGUUUUUGAAACAGUUGUUAUUCAAUAAUACAUGAUUUUCAAGUUAAGUUUUUAUAUAUUCCUAAAUGGUUGCUUCAUGGCAGUAAUUUUGAUAUAAAGAUUACAGUUAUAGUUUAUUUGAUUCUUUUUUAUUUAGAUUGCCCUGUCAUAGCAUAAUUGAUAAUUAACGGCUCUUCCAAAUAAUUGUAAUUAAUUAAAUAUUUCUUUCAGAUUAAUUAACUUCGUAAAUGCCAAAAAUAUUUAGCGAUCCAGUAUGUGUUUAACUUCAUUAAAAUGUAUGCUUCCUUACAAAUUUUAUGUCACAUUAGAGUUGUAUUCCUUGAUAGUAUUUUUUAUCAAUAUUUCCCAAAUAUUUCAGUAUUUGAUUUUUGUUUUUGUUCAUUUUUAGAUAAUCAUUCAUAAACACAUUUCCAUGUGAACAAGAUAUACGUGAUGUGGAACUCUUUAGCAGGAAGGUGCAUUUAGCAUCGUAAAGUCAAACCUGCUCGAGAGACCAUGUGUAAAGACCACAUAUAAUAAUGGACCAUUUUAAAACUUCCAGUUCUUUUUAUCUGUAUUAUUUUAUGGGCUUCAAAUGUGGGCUAUGAACUAAUGUUUGACAGUAUAUUUAAACCCCACCGAAAAAACUUUCACCUACAGAGAAGGGAAAGAACUAUAUUUGUAGAGUAUCUGUUUUUAUGGAAAGAAAUAUUGUCACAAAAAUAAAAUUCAUAUGUCCUUUUAAAAUUGAGGAAAUUUGUAGUACCAGGUAUUUUUUUCAGACGAUAAUUUUUAUUUUCAAUUUUGUUGAAUAAGUUAGUUAGGUAUAAGUAGAGUAAUACUUUUUGUUAAAUAGAACUAUUUCCACAAAAACAACAUUCAAAUAUCCUCUUAAUUUAAGGAAACAAGUAUUUUUUUCAGAUUUUUUAAUUUAUGAUUUUGUUGAAUAUGUUGGUUAAGUAUUGUGCGUUUGGAUGUCACUGUUGUUAUAGGCGAUCCACGACAUCCUUGCAUUUAUACCAUUGAUCUUCAUGUAUUCAAAUUGGACCAAUUUGAGGUCAAUAACGACAGGUCAUUGUUAUCUGAUGAUAACAAUAAAGAGAAAUUGCCAAAAGAUCAUCUGUCUUCAAUUAGAAGAUUCAACCUUUGCUGAUCUUAAAAUCAAAAGUCAAAAAUGCAUUUACAUUGUAUCAUUUCAGUCGUCCAAUAUUCAACUAAAACUUGUAUUAGUAUAUCUUAAUACUACAGAGCUGUCUCUCCAAAGUAGGCAUUAAUAUUGAUGUAUGAAAUAUCAAAGUGCUUAUAAGUAUUUUAAUUACAAGCCUUAGUAUGUACUCAUUUGUUAAAUGAUCAAUGAAAUAUGAUUUCACUAAUUUUUGAGAAUUUGUGAAUUAAUUUAAGUUGUUAUAUACUUGGUACUUGUUUAGUUACGUACACUGUAUUUGUACAUGUACAUGGGUUCAAUAUUAAAUGAACAUUUGAAAUAGA